Messenger RNA from Sciurus carolinensis (gray squirrel), 1490 nucleotides. It is a transcript of the gene Il1r2, whose product is annotated as interleukin 1 receptor type 2. The record is from RefSeq and is a predicted model, not a curated record. The transcript is spliced from 9 exons. Bases 141 to 1385 code for a protein of 414 amino acids. Gene Ontology annotation, molecular function: interleukin-1 binding; interleukin-1, type II, blocking receptor activity. NCBI's taxonomy places the organism in Eukaryota, Metazoa, Chordata, Mammalia, Rodentia, Sciuridae.
GUUGGAGCAGUGACACAGCUCGGUUAGGAAAUCCCAGUGUGCAGGAGGGUAUAAAUCCCUGCUUGGACGGCCGUGCUGCCACCGAAGGUGAAAGUCUGGCCUGGCAGCCUUCCCCAGGCAAGAAGCAACAAGGGGCAAGAAUGCAGAGCUGCAGACCACAGAUGGCUGGACCUCAGAUCUCCACUUCCUGUGCCCUCUGGAAAUUAUCAGGAACAAAGUUCAUCUUGUGUGUAUUGGUAAUGAGUAUUUUGGCCUUCACCGUCCAGUCUGAAGAGCACACAGUGGCUGCAGGAGACUGCCCGUUUCAUGGCAAGCAUUACAAAACGGAAUUCAGGGUGGAAGGGGAGCCUGUGGUUCUGAGGUGUCCCCAGGUGUGGUCUCAGUUUGGGACCUCCACCAGCCCCCAGGCCCUUCUGACCUGGCGUAAAAACAACUCUGCUCAAACGGUCCCAGGAGAAGGGCCACGGAUGUGGGCCGAGGAUGGCGCUCUCUGGGUUCUGCCAGCCUUGCGGGAGGACUCCGGCACCUACAUCUGCACUGUCAGAAACGCUUCUCACUGUGAUGAGAUGUCUGUUGAGCUCAGGGUUUUUGAGAACACAGAAGCUUCCCUACCGUUCAUCUCAUACUCGCAAAUUCUAACCUUGUCUGCCUCUGGGGUGUUAGUGUGCCCUGACCUGAGGGAAUUCACCCGAAACAGAACUGACGUGAGGACUCGGUGGUACAAGGGUUCUGUCCUUUUGGAUCAAGACAAUGGGAAAUUUUUAAGUGUGGAGGGGACCACACACUUGCUCAUACAUGAUGUGUCGGUGGAGGAUGCAGGCUACUACAAAUGUUCCAUAACACUUGCCCACGAGGGCAGGCACUAUAACAUCACUAGGAACAUCAAACUCCGUGUCAGCCAAAGAAAAAAGGAGACCAUUCCUGUGAUUAUUUCUCCCCUCCAGACCAUAUCAGCAUCUCUGGGGUCACCACUGACAAUCCCGUGUAAGGUGUUUCUGGGAGCCGGCACACCUAUGACCACCCUGCUGUGGUGGACAGCCAACAGCACCCAAAUAGACAGCGCCUACCCGGGAGGCCGUGUGACUGAGGGGCCGCAGCAGGAAUAUUCAGAAAACAACGAAAACUACAUUGAAGUGCCGCUGAUUUUUAAUCCAGUCCUGAGAGAGGAUUUGAAUACAGAUUUUAAAUGUGUUGUCCAUAAUACUCUGGGUUUUCAGACACUACGUACCACAGUCAAAGAAGCUUCCUCCACGUUCUCCUGGGGCAUUGCUCUGGCCCCCCUGUCGCUGGUCGUCUUGGUUUUGGGGGGCAUAUGGAUGUACAAGCGGUGUAAACACAGAACCAAGGAAGCAGAUGGGCUGACGGCGCUGAAGACUGGCUACUGAGGCUCCCGUCCCAUCCCGCGCAGUCAAGGGCGUGAGAAUGCGAUCCGGACACUGCCCUCCUCCACCUCCUCCUCCAUUUUUUUUUUUUUUUAAAAUUGGUUCUUU